AUGGCCUCGACGGUGACACUAACCGAAUUUAUCGUGAACCUUAAAGGCAAAUUUACUUGCUACUAUUGUAAGGGGUAUUUAAACAAUCCCAAGACCCUACCAUGUCUCCACAGUUAUUGCAGCGGCUGCCUUCGUCGAUUAGAAAUGGCAAAUCUAGGAGGAGAAACAACAAGGUGCCCGUUAUGUAAAGCCCCAAUUGAGUUGCCUGACGGUGUAAAUAUUGAAAACCUUCCUUCGCCGAUGUACCUGAUUCGACUGCAAGAAAUGCUAAAGAUACGAAAUAACAAUCCUGAGCUGGCGUGUGGAAGCUGUGAUCGAAAAUCAGCCGCUAUUUCUUAUUGCUCCGAUUGUAAAUGCUUCGUGUGUGUAAGUUGUGUUGAAGUACACGAGCGAAUUAAAGUGAUGAAACUUCACCGCAUUAUUGAGCUAAAGGAUUUCUCGGCUAAAGAUCUUUCGUCGUUGAUACAAGCUCCUCUCUCGUGCACCCAAGAAGGACACAAGAUGGAAGCAUUGGAUCAGUUUUGCAAGGACUGUGAGAAACAGGUUUGCGACAAAUGCUCCGCGUCUUCGCACAGGGGUCAUAACGUGGUAAUGAUCAGCCAAGCGAGCAGAGAAAGCAAGAAGCGUAUAUGUCAUGCCAUGGAUGAUUUGCAAGAUAAAAUGUUAUCUUGCCGCGAAGAUAUCAGGCGCGUAGACCAAAGCUACAAGACUGUGGAGCGGCGAGUGAUCACAGCGAGGCAGGAAGUACAGAGGAAGAUUGAAGAACUCAUUGGUUUUCUAAGAAAGCACUGUGACUCUACUCUUACUGAAUUGGAGGGUAUUUACAGAGAUCAGCAAGUUUCCAUAAUAAAGCAUCGUAAAGAGCUGGAGCUGCAGUUAAGUCAAAUGCAGAGGGCUCAUGAGUAUGCUAAAGACGUUCUGGACAGGGACAUUGGGGGAGAAAUAUUGGACAUGGAGCGGCCUGUUAAGAGACGCUUUCAGCAGCUUAUUACAAUGAAAACGAAUACAUUAUCACAGUCUCAAAGGAGCAUUAACGUGGACUACAUCCCUGAUCGGAAUGUUCUGAGGACUCUUAAGGAAUCUGAGCUCGGGCGAAUUUUCGUUAGCCACACCGACCCUGGGAAUUGUACAGCUGAGGGCGAGCACAUGACUCAGCAUCUCACUGGUACCGGAGAAAGAAUCGAGUUUACAAUUUACACGAAAGACUCCGAUUGCAAACCGAGUUAUUCUGAAAACGAUCGCGUUACAGUGCGCAUCCAAUCAAAACAAGGCACGGCGAUUCCCACAAGAAUCGAGGACAAGAAAGACGGUAGUUACGUGGUGAGUUACACACCGUUAAAGACUGGCGUUUACCAGAUUGACGCCAGGGUUCGUGGCGAGCCAAUUAAAGCAAAUCCCUUUACAGUUCACGUUACUACAAGAGCGGAGUAUCUGAAAGCUAGUCGGAUAGAUUUGGAAAACGCCGCUAGACCUCAAGAAUACAAACCCCUGAUAUCAUUUGGCCUUACCUCCAAUCAAAACAGUCUACAGCUCAAACGGCCAUGUGGGAUUGCAGCGAGUCCCUCUGGGGAGGUUGUUGUAGCCGACUCAUGGAAUCGUCGUAUUCUUGUUUUCAACCGACACGCAAAGUUUGUUACUCAGUUGGAAGGUAGCUACGAUAUGACAAAUCCAGUUGGAGUCGAUUUUGAUUCCGAGGGUAACAUUGUGGUUUCCGACAGCGACAAUCAGAUGGUAAAUGUCAUAGAUCGAUCUGGCGUGACCCUAAAGACGUUUGGAAGCAAAGUACUGGAUUGUCCGUGGGGAGUUUGCGUCACAGCAGAGGGCAAAAUUGCUGUGUGUGAUUGGGGGAGUGCAUCCAUAAAAGAAUUCUCACAACAAGGAAAGCUGAUCAAAGAAUUCAGCAGUAGCUUUUCAGCCAAACCGUAUUACAUCAUUCAUCACAAUGGCAAGUACUUCGUCACAUUCGAUACGCAUUGUGUGGAAGUAUUCAAGAAUGACGGCGGCUUCUUGUACAGGGUUGGCGAAAAAGGCUCCGGUGAAGGACAGUUAAGAGAUCCAAGAGGAAUGGCUAUAGAUAGCCAAGAAAAUCUUGUUGUCUGCGAUAGCGGAAAUCACCGGCUUCACGUUUUUACCACGGACGGAAAAGCAUUCACAAUAGGUUCCAGAGGCAGAGAGUUGGGACAGUUUGACAAACCUCAAGACGCUGUUGUAGCAUCUGAUGGCAGACUGUUCGUUACUGAUUAUAGUAAUAAUCGCGUGCAGAUAUUUAAAAAUAAUUAG
Messenger RNA from Porites evermanni, 2280 nucleotides. Lineage: Eukaryota; Metazoa; Cnidaria; Anthozoa; Scleractinia; Poritidae. The record is from the annotation of a GenBank genome assembly.